Mytilus trossulus (common blue mussel) is the source of this 953-nucleotide messenger RNA. RefSeq lists its product as uncharacterized. NCBI's taxonomy places the organism in Eukaryota, Metazoa, Mollusca, Bivalvia, Mytilida, Mytilidae. Bases 277 to 867 code for a protein of 196 amino acids. The transcript has 5 exons. The record is from RefSeq and is a predicted model, not a curated record.
AAAUCUACAACAAAAUGAAUGUUGAAAAAAUCAAUGACAACAGCUUGCAACAAAUCUGAAUAAACAGGAUAGAUAAAAUCUUUUAUUUAUGUCGUUCUACAUGAGAGGGCAAGGAUUUUUAAACCCUUUUAUAUACACAAACUUUUAAAUACAUAUAUGUAUAUAUAUAAACAUUUGUAGAAUAAAUAGUUUAAAUUGAGUAUUGCGUGGCAUUUGAGUGUGUAUAGAUAUAGAUAUGUUCACCAUGUGUGUAAGUUUGUAAAAUGCUAGUUUGUGAUGGAAAAGGAUCGUAUAAUUCGGACUGAAACUGGACCACCAACACAGCCUAAGCUUUUAGCAUAUAUACCGGCUGUAGCCAGACUAUGGACCUUGGCCACUCUAGCACUCAUGUGGUCUACCAGCAUAACAACUCUUCAGUUUGCUUCAGGGACGCCAUUAUACUGGGGUUGGUACAUAUUAGGAGCCAGUAUUUUAGUAACGCUAUUAGAACUAACUUGGAUGAUACAUAAAUGUUCAUGCUGCAGCAAAGAGGGAUGUUGCUGUAGAUGUUGGUCUGUGAUCAUGUGGAUAGAUAACUGGAAGAAAGGCAUUUUAUACUUAUUACUUACUAUACCUAUAUUUCUGAUUGGUACAAAAGUUAUUCUAGGUUUUAUUUCAGGUCUAGCUUUAAUUAUAGCAGGACUUUUAUACAUUUUAAAGACGUUCAAAGAAGGGAUUAUUUACACAAUCAGAGAAACACGUUACAUAAAAACCUACACACCUCCAGUAAAUGUAAUAUCAUGUCAUACACAGACUGAAGAGGAGAAAAUUACAUAUGAAGACUUUGAACCAAAUGCUGGAUACAAAUAUUACCGACAGGGGAAAUGAAUGAGUACAAAAUUUCCAUGCAAAAAAACCUUUUAGGCUUGAAUUUUAUAAAGAAGGGAAGUAAUUCAUGGAAGUGAUCCAUGAGU